AGAAAAGAAGGUCGCUGGGAAGAUCCUCGGCCCCGGCCAGUCUCCUUCAGCCCAAUAUGAUGCACCGCAUUUCCAAUCUUGACCUUGAUGCCAGCAACGCUAAUCUCCCAUUUCCGAAUGUCAUCAAACUUGGGUUGUCUGAACAAUCGCAGUGUCUUGAGUGUCAUCUCAUCAGCUGGUAGGUGAAAGGUCCAACCAAUGGAUAUAUGGAACGCAUCUCCCACUGGCUCAUUGGCUUUCCCUUGAUACAGUGGAGAUUGUCCAUAACGUGUUGCAACCGUGUUACUCUUUGUCAACAAUGAAGUAAGCUCUGGGUUCAAAGGUUUGACUCCAUCUUUAUUGUCGGCAUGGGACUUGGGGCCACUGGCGACACGAAGGACGAGAAACGUGCGAUCCGAAUCUGGUGACCUGUACCAUGCGAGCCCUUGUGGUCGAACAACAAAGGGAGCGAUGCCACUGUUGUCGAGUGUUUUUGUUAUCUUGUCCAAGAACCCAUCCUUGUUCCCUGUGGUAAGGGACAGUGGCCGAGACAGACUGAUAUGAAGGGGUAGAGGUGAUCCCAGGUCGCUUGUCAGGAAGUUGUGAAGCUUGAUCUCAUUUGACACUGCCUUCUCAAUGCCAGCUAUGAGGUUCGUCAACAAGCCAUGCUGUUUUGUUGAGGGAUGCCCUGAAGAAAGUCAGCUUUUCAUGGAUUGAAGUUGAGAUGACGACAGGAACUCACAUUCGAUGUAAACAUGACUGGGCCAGUUACCAACUACAUGAGGAACUUGGCGCUUCCUCCCUUGGUGCAGACUCGGAUCGUCAACGACACUCUGUCGAACAGUAGAGGCAUACAAAUCAUGAAAGGUAUCGGGCAACGGAGGCAUAGACGAAGCAUCCGCGUCUUUGCUCACGGAGCGAGCAUCUCCAUCUGUACUCCGGGAGGAGUGGGUCGCGAUGCCGUCAACUCCCUUACGGCGUUUGACACGGUCGGAGCUCUCGUCGUCGGACUCUGAGGAGGAAUAAUCGACAAGGGCCAUUGAUUCAAACCCGAUAGCCCGUGUCGGAGCUUUAUGUACGUCAUACAGACGUAAUCUUUUGGUGUUUCCUUUAUCUCCAGAUUGAGAGCGGAUAAUCGGCCUGUCGUGGGUUGUCUGAAUUGUGUUUGGUCUUUUUACGCGGCAAUUAUUCCCGGUGGGUGGGGCGAGGUGAACGGGUGACGACGAUGGGGUCGUUCACCUUGACUUGAAGACCCGUUUCAACGGUGAUGGCCCGGUUGCUGCGAACGGUACUACGGAGUACUUUCUGGUUGAAUCGCCCGUCGUGCCUGAGUCAUUUUGGCAAUGAUGCAAUGGAAAGAUCCGAUGGCCGGGAUGCCGGGGAUCUAGAUACUUUUGCUGCUGAUCCGCGUAUCGAUGUAGGGUAGCAACGGGACGUCAUGGCAGAUAAAAUGCGUCAGUUCUGGGGCCAAGCAAAGAAAGUUCCUUGGCCGAGAUAUCCAGACAUCGGACGAUCUAGUAAGGUGCCAUUGAAAAAGGUACAAACCUUGAGGCUAAAAAUAUGAAGCUGAGGGUGUAGAGCAGAUGCGACUCUGCUGGUGUGGAAUUUGCUGGCGUUGAACUCACAAGGAUCCAUUGAAUUCACAAUCUAAGCUCUGUGAUAAGAAUGCCAAAGCCUCGACCCUUGAUACUGAUUCGGACGAUAGUUAUGGACUUUUUCUACUCCAUAGUUUGUGUUCUAAUUACAGGUGCCGGCAUUGAACUGGUCAAUGCAAUGCUGCAAAAUGGUAGCGGUCUGUGAUAUCUUCCAUUGCCGGACUGGACUCGUCUUCCCCGCCGGCCUGGUCGAGGUGGCCCAGGCGUCGAGCGUCGAGUUGGGAUCCGCCAGCUGUCAUCCGUUUCUUUUACAGUAGCCUUUGAAACACCAACGGGGCUAAAAAGUCCCUACAAGCAGUAGCGAGCUCGUUAGGCGAAGACCCUUUUUAGACAAGGUUUUGCAUGCAGUGACCGAGAUGGGUUUUGAUGCAUCAGGUGACUGACCAAAUGGCGAGGUUCUCUUGGCUGUUCCGUUCGUUCGACAACUGGCAUUCCAUCAUUUCGUCUUCUUCAUGCGAUACCCACUGCUAAGCCUUUUAGCUCUAUCUUUGUUUCUUUGGGACGCGCGUUGAGGCUUCAAAACCUCGUGUAGCUGACGUCGCUCUCAAACCAUUACUUCCGAGUGUGCCGCGGUUGGGAGAGUAAGGUUGAGCAAGGCCGAUCGACCGAGCCUUGUGUGAGAGACAGACACUGGUUGACAUUUGACAGUGACAAUGACACUGACGUGCGGGACCGAAUUGAGUGUGACUCGUCCUGCUCGUCUGGGGUCCCCUCCUCCAUGACUUCUAGCCUCUACUCCGUACUAUGUAUUGCCCAAGAUGGAAACAGCAGAUGAACGGCUCUAUCUGGAAAGUCCCUGAUCCGUUUGAAGAGGCGUCAAUAGCGUUAGCGGAUGGAGCGGCUGAAGUCUGAAUGGCGUGGGCAAGUUCAUGUCCAAGGUGCUAUUUGGAUCACGAGGGGAGACGGGAAGUGCCCCUCCCCGCUAAAUGAUGCGCUACGGUGCCCCCUCCAUCCCCCAUGAGACUCUGAAUGGGCGCAUGAUGGAUUGGAUUGGAGGGACCAGAUAGCCAGACCAGACCGAGACCGCUCAGACUCAGCGAUCUACAACCCUACCUCACUUUCUUUACCUGUACCUGCCGUACCUGUCCUGUACCUUACGUAGCUAAGAAAAAAAGAAGGCUCUUUUCUCUGUGGGUUGUCUUGAAGGGAUUAGGCUGUGCAUCUUGUGCUGUGCCUUCUGUAGUUGAUAAAUGAGCUGUAUCUCCUCCCACCUUGUCUGUCCCGGUCCCUUGUCUCUUCUCCCCCAAACUUUGUCUCUUACACCGAAACACAAUCAAUCAAUCAGUCAAUCACUUUGAUACGUCGCAUUCACCAUCAAAUCGAUACCGACAACAACCAAGCGAAUUCGUAUUAGACUAUUGACCAGAAGCACAACCAUCAUCUUUCUCGAAUACGAUUUGCUUAUAGGCGCCAUCGCAUCGCUUCUUUCAGUCAAUCACCAUCGCCGUCCCCGACUCAACAAGCCCGACGACUCUUUCGCAGGGACUAAACAAUUCCCCAGAACCCUUCUCUCCUUCUAGAGCAGUCGCCACAAUGAAGGAUUCAAGCGACAAGCAAUGGGCCAAGGCUUACAUUCUUGACCCAUUGAACGAUAUUGAACCAAACCAAGACACCGGUAUCGGCGCAUCUCACAAUCUUGCUGCUCAACUUCGAAACAUUUCCCUUGAAGGCUCAAGUUCAAACUCGAACUCAAACUCAAACAGAGACCGCUCUCCCGAGAGAAAGCACAGGCACAGAUCAAGUCAUUCGAGUCAAAGACAUAGCCAAGGCAGUUAUCCUACUCCACCAACAUCUGCCAGCCCAACUCGCGACAGCUUCCACUCCUCGAACCCUUUCUCCGACGCUGCAGCUGCGCGCCGUCAAUCUUCAGCUCCCUCAGUGACUGUAUCUCCCCCGGAUUCUCCCCCAGGUCCAUCCGAAACUCGUCGUGACCCAUUCACUUCCUCUGUCAAUCGGUCAGCCAGUGCUAGAGUUCCGCCUCCGCGCAAUCGACCUCAAGUUUCACACAAUCGCAGCUUCAGCGCCAGCAAUUGCGGAGUUUCGCGACAACGCUCACUGAUCCAACGAUAUCCCGGCGACAUGUCUCAUCGGCCUCUCGACAUCCUUAGAAAGGAGGCUCGCGCAGCCGAUCGCGCCCCCCAUCUUCGUCGCAAGCAAAUGCCCAUGACAGACACAAUUGAUGCUCUGGAUACCAUUGGCGGAAUGUAUCAUCAUGGCGGCCCGUAUGACGCCACUCUGGCAAGCCGCAACCGCAACAAGAUGUACUCGCCCGUUGCUGCUGUUGAAGACUCGAACCGAGAAGCCCUUCGCGCUACUCCCAGAGAAAACAUUCAAGAUGCUCUGCUCAAGAAGAUGCCCCUCCAAGGCACUGCUGAUAUUCCCAGCGGUGAGCGGGACAUGAGCGGCAACACCAUAGAUUACGAAGAGGGUGCUGAUCUCAUGAGAGAACCUGAUGCUAUGGGUGGCGCAUACAAGCGUUGGGAUGGUAUUCAAUAUCACCCCGAUGACCUCAAGGGCAAGGGCGAGCCCUCUUACACUUACGAGAAGGACCUCAAGGAGCAGAAGCGUUUCCGCCGAGGUGAACCCGUCGAGUACGAACUCUCAUCAAACAUGCGAGGCAGCAAGCGUCCACCUUUCAGCCACAAUCGAAGCUUCAGCGAGAACCCACGGACAACGCCUGAAUUCGCAAACGGCACUGAUAUUCGCCGCAACAACUCGACAGGCAAACACCGUCUGAGCGACGGUAUUCGACGACGUUUCGGCAGCAUGCGACGCAAGAAGGUUGAGGUUGAGUAGAUACCUCCAACUUUGUGAUAUUCUUUUUCUUGUGAUUAUAGCUUGGACUGGUACAGGCGUUCUGUUUCUGGGAUUUAUAUAUACGGGAGAAGGCUUGGGCGAAUAGUGACGGUAAAGACUUGAUGAGACAGGCGCUACUGGAUAUAUAUAUGUUUUGGUUAUGGCCUGUUCAGGUUUAUGGAAGAAACAGACUUGGGAAAACAAAAGUCGUUUACUACUCAUUUUCUUUGUUCUUUUCUUUGGCUUGUAGAUGGGUCUCAGCAUGUACACAGUUGUGUUUGCACUGCCACUCCUUGAAAAGACACUUUUGACAUUGACGCACAACUGUGACGGUGCCAGUGAGAUUAUUGACUGCGAUUUUCAGUUCACGUAGAUACCACUGUCGCCACUUGCAAAGUUACCCUUGUAAUGCCAUGCCAUUGAAGCUAUAUAUUAACAAACCACGUAUGACUUUUGUCCAAGAUAUCUAGAAAUACGACAACCCACUCCAUCCCAAAACACCCUCAAGCUCCUCUCUCAACUCCCCAACACCAUCAUAACCCCCCUUACCCGCUAUCUCUGCCCUCUUCGCAGCACCAAGCUCCGCCCACCUCGCCAAAACAGCUCCAUCAACAAUCGCCCUUCCGCCAGCUGCUUCUACGCCUACAGGUCGUAUACCAUCAGGUAACCUAUGCGCCUUGGCAUUCAAUCCGCCGUGUGGUGUAAGUGCAGGGAGUAGCUGGUUUGUUACUGACAAGAGACGACGGUAGGUUGUCUCGGGGAGCGGGACGAGUGCUGAUAAGUGCCCGGAUGAAGAGGCGAGGAGGAGAAUGUGUGGAGGGUCUUGGGGAGAGGGAUGGGAGGGGGGGAGGGUUCGAGGGAGGAGGAGUGUUGUUGAGGGGGGAUUGGGGGAGACGGAGAAUGAGGUUCUGUGGAGGAGGAGAUGGCCCUGAAGAGAUUUAGGAUCUGUAAUUUGUUAGUAUUGCAAGAAUCAGGGGAGAAUGAGAGGACUCACGUUCGGGGUUAAAGUCGAGAAUAUGUAAAUCACCAUCCGCAUCCGCAGCAACAAUAGCCAGAUCUUCACCAUCCGGCAGGAAAUCCGCCACCAGAACCGGUAACCGGCCAUGGCUCUUACCCAAGACCUUGAAAGUAUAUGGCUCCUCCGUAUAUCCCGCGAACCAAACACCCUUGAACACAUCAGCCAUAAGACACAGCCCCGUACGCGGGAGUUCCCUCGCGGUGGAUACGUGACAGCUCAUGUCGAGGAACGCAACAGGCAAAAGGGAGCCGUCUUCCUUCAGACCGCGCACCAUGCACUUCUGCCCCUGCGCGACGAGCAUGAGACCUUGGGUGCCGAUCUCUGAAAUGGCUGUUACGCCGCCGCGGGGAAUGUCUUCGCGCGCGAUGGCUUUGAGACGUUUGUUGGUUUCUGGUCUGCCAGGCUCGGGGAUGACGGUUACGAUGUCGAAGACGUGGACGCGUCCGCGGAUGGGGAGGUCUUCGCCCUUUGAGACGGCUGUGCCGACUGUGACGAGGAAGCGACGCUCUUUUGUAUCUUCUGAGACUUCGAGGUGUAGUGUUUUCAUGCACUCGAUGGAUUCGCAGGAUUCAAGCUCGACUUCGUGGAUGACGGUCCAACUGACCGGGCUGAUGAGCUUGAGAACGCCGCGGGGCAUGGUUGGUGGGAACGUGAGUGUUUCCUUGGCCCAUUCUUUGUGGUAGUCGUCGUCUUUGGGGAGUUCGAAGGGCUCGCUUAUCAUACACCCUGCGAUGUAUGCGCCUGUUGGUUGAUGAUAUGCGAUGCCGCGAACAUCAGCGCCCAGAGGGACUUUCUUGACUGAGAUGCCGAGCUCGGUGAAGUUGGUGUCUGGUGGGAGUUGGGUUACUCGUGCGAUGCCCUUGUCAUCGGCAUAGAUGAAGCCGCGAUCACAGCCUUCGGUGUGGAAUGUGCUCAUACCGCGAACACCGAGGCCUUGAAGACCGAUGACGCGGGGGAUGCUCUUGCUGGACUUUAUGACGAAGCUUGGUGAAGGGCCGGGGAGGAAGACGGUGCUGUAGCCGUUGACGUUUGCGCAUGGUCGGAGAGGAACGAAGCGUGGUUGUUCGACGUCGUCCUGCUCUGUCUCUACGGGGAUUGUGGCUAAUGUUGUGUUGGAGGUCUUUUUGAAGGAGAGGGUGACGGAGAGACUGGUUUCGCCUUCUCUUGUAUGGCGAAGAGGUUCGUAGAUUGUGAGGUCGUCAGUUUGGUUGCGGAGCUUGUCGUGUUAGAGAAGUUCAGUGAGGGCGAAGAGGAACUCACAAUGAGGUAUGGAGAUUGAGAGGUGGUGUCGCCAAGAUCAGCGACAAGAAUCUCACGAAGGUUCUCUUUUGCUAGACCACGUCGUAGUGUGUAGUCUGCUGAAAGGUGAGGAGGCACGUAGGAGAGACCUUCGGCAACAUAAACGGGCUUGGAGAGAUCGGGGAGUGCGUAAACCUGUACAGUCAGUAGCUGAUCUCCAAUACGGAGGGUUGGAACUUACAUGGAGCGCGCCAGUUGAGCUGAGCAAGAACAUCAUGAUCUUCUCAGUCUCUGCACCCUUGUCGCCGGCACUCGGUUGGAAAGCACCCUUUAUAUCCGCAUACAGACAUCCAGAGUGCCACUUGGUAUUCUGGAGAGUAGCGUCCAUCUUUUCCACUUCCUCAAGCUCAUUAUUGCUGUCGAUCUGUGCCAACAUAAGACUGCUGUCGUCGCGGAUGAGUAGGAGGUAAGGAUCAGCAAUGCUGGCGCUGGUGACCCGAGGUUCAGCACCGGUUUCUUCAUCGAGCAUCGGCAGGAUCUGAGUGAGGCCGAGAUCUAGAUUUGUUAGCAUGUGUGAAUGUGACCCAUGCAAGCG
This is a messenger RNA of Fusarium verticillioides 7600, 7282 nucleotides long. RefSeq lists its product as hypothetical. The transcript is spliced from 3 exons. NCBI's taxonomy places the organism in Eukaryota, Fungi, Ascomycota, Sordariomycetes, Hypocreales, Nectriaceae. Bases 3168 to 4430 code for a protein of 420 amino acids. Gene Ontology annotation, cellular component: cytoplasm. The record is from RefSeq and is a predicted model, not a curated record.